Molecule: messenger RNA, 1620 nt
Organism: Linum tenue
Lineage: Eukaryota; Viridiplantae; Streptophyta; Magnoliopsida; Malpighiales; Linaceae
Source: the annotation of a GenBank genome assembly
UCCCCCCCUUUGCAGGUCCUGCUGCUGCAGACCCAUUUUACUGGAGACCCUGAUUUUGACAGCUUUCUGAAUUGGUGUUGAACAUCAAGGAGUUGAUAGUUGGUGGAGGAAUGUUACUUUUGCCUUAUUUAGUACAUGCUAUAUGAGGUGGUUCAGUUUUGCUGCAGAAUGACGAUGAGUGAUCUACGCUGAAGUCUGUUGGGGCCUAAAGGAAGUGGAAUUGGUUCUCUUGCUCGUGGUGUCCUGAAAAUAGCUAAAACGGGUUCCCUUUGUUGUGUGGCCGCGAGGCCGCAUGGGUCAAGUGCAGCCAGUGGAGACUGGUCCACUGAUCCAGACGAACCUUAUUGGCAGACUAAUUCAAGCUUCUCCCCGCCUCCUUUGGGAUGGGAUUUUAGAUUUUCAUCUGAAGACCUGCCCUAUGAAUCCAAUGCUCGCAACCAAAUUUAUAGGUCCUCAACAUCCUCGACAGUCAAAGAGGCUAGAUUGAUUAGGGCCAAUCCCUUUUAUAGUCAUCAGUAUGAUGGUGCAGUGCCUUUGGUCAGUAGUCCUGAACAUUCUCAUGGUCCACAGUGGGCAGAGCCAGUGGUACAAGAACUUAGUUUUGAUGACUAUGAAGCUGCUACAAGGAGAGUUUCUUCUUCCUCUUUGUGCCUUAUAGCUGAAGUUCUUGGGAAAUUCCCCUCCACGCCAACUAUUGAGGGAACUUCAGCAAACCGAGGGAGGCUCUCUUCAUCAAAUUCAGACGUCAGCGACUUUGAAACUUCCUUCAAGUCAUGCCUAUCUUCACAUUGCAAUUUCUCUAGCCGCAGGUCCUUUUUGUCAAAACCCAUUCAUCCUUUGUCCUUCCCCUUCCAUUCCCCCGGAGAUGCUUCAACCAGUCAAAAAGAUGCAUAUAGCCGGAGAAGCAGUGCUAGCAGCAGUAGCACUGAUUUUGCAGACGUUUGUGAAACACUCGAGUCAGCCAAUCCAGGUCGUUCAUCAUCUACUUCCUCAGAUGGUUUCAAAUGUGGGUUGUGUGAAAGGUUCCUUUCACACAGAUCUCCUUACAGCUCUCGCAGAAUUGUGCGAAGUGGAGACAUGCCUGUCGCUGGGAUUCUCUCAUGCCGCCAUUUCUUUCAUGCUGAAUGCUUGGACCAGAUAACCCCCAAGUUGCAUAAAAGCGACCCGCCAUGCCCCAUCUGUUCCAGAUUUGAGGAGGGAGAUUCUCCUGAUCACAAGAUCUUUGCUAGGUUGAGGAACAGCUUCCCAAAGUUUAGAAGGCAAUUGCUCGAGGAAGGAGCUCUGCAGGUACCACCGCGGAAUACCAUGUUGAUGCUAAACCGUCGUCGUUUGAGUUCUGUUAAAGGAAACUCGGUGAAAGCAUUCCCAGGAAAGCUCAGGAAUGGUGGGCUAUACUCUUCACAGCUAUCGGGCUCUCAUUCCGCUGAUGUAGGAGCUGUUGGAUGCUCAAAGGCGGCUACCGGAAGCCUCUAAGCAUUUAGAGUUGCUGCUAGUCACUUUAGCCUGUGCUUGAUGCCUGCCAAUUGGCUAGUUUUAAAACAGAAAUUGUAGAUUUGUUGGUAAGUGAGAACAAAAUUUGAAAUUAUUGGGUGUUCUUGUACAGAGAUUCUCUGCCUUUUU